AUGAUCUCUCGUUCAAACUGCCUUAAUGCUUUCCGUACUGCUUCUCGCUACUACUCAACCUCCAUCAUAAAGCCAAAAUACACCUCCUUACCAAGUGGUUUAACAAUCGCUACUCAAUCUGAUCCAAAUGCAAAAUCCUCUGCAAUUGGUCUAUACUUCGGUACUGGUUCCAAAUACGAAAACCCCUACAACAAUGGGGUCUCCUCUCUCAUCGGCAACUACUUUGUCAACUUGAACCAAAACGACGCUGCAAAGUUCGGUUCCAUAUUGUCCUUUGAAAACUCAAGAGAAUCAACUGGUAUCAUAUCUCAAUCAAUCAACCCAGAGCAAUCCCUAUCCCAACUAGCCUCCUUUUUCAACUCUCCAGACUUCGACUCCUCUCUAGUCCAAUCCCAAGCCAAACUAGCCUCCAAAAAUGCUGAAAUAUUCGAAUCAAAUUACCCCAAAAUGGUCCUCGAACACUUGCACUCUGUUGCCUUUCAAAACUCAUCCUUAGCUCUACCAGUCAACGGUACCUCCGACACUUUAUCAACUUUGCAAUCCUCUGACUUGGAAAAAUUCUUUAAGAAAAACUACUUUGCAAGCAAUGCUGUCGUUGUGGGUGCCGGCAACAUUGCCCAUGAAACUCUCGUCGAAUUAGCUGAAAAACACUUCUCCCUCAAAGAAGGCUUGCCUGAACAACCAAAGCCUGCUUCCUUCUUGGGUUCCGAAGUUAGAAUGAGAGACGACACUCUUCCAAAGGCCUACAUUGCCAUUGCUGCUGAAGGUCCUGCAAUCGAUUCUCCAGAUUACUACACUGCUCUAGUCGCUUCUUCGGUUUUCGGCUCAUACCUCUACUCUGAACCCUUCUAUCACAAUUCAGGUGUCAAAUUGGCUUCCAUCUUAACCGAAUACCACGUAGCUGACUCAUACGACCACUUCUCUUUAUCCUACAAAGAUUCUGGUCUAUGGGGUUUUGUCACUGAAACUGCAAACAUUGGAAAUAUCGACGAUUUGAUCCACUUUACUCUCAAAGAAUGGAACAGAUUGUCCAUCUCUCUCACUGAAACUGAAGUCGAAAGAGCAAAGGCCCACCUAUCAACAAAACUAUUCAACCAAUUCAACUCCCCAAAGAACACUGCUUCAAUCAUUGGUAAGGAUAUCGCUUCUGGCGGUAGAACUGCCACAACUGCCCAGAUUCAACACAACAUCGACGCUGUAUCUUUAUCCAAAAUCAAAAACUGGGCUCAAGAUGCCUUGUAUGAUAAAGAUAUCGCCAUCUCUGGUACUGGUCAAAUUGAAGCUUUGCUCGAAUACUCUCGUAUUCGUGCUGAUAUGUCUAUGAUGCGUUGGUAA
Ascoidea rubescens DSM 1968 is the source of this 1335-nucleotide messenger RNA. RefSeq names its product ubiquinol--cytochrome-c reductase subunit COR1 (gene COR1). Gene Ontology annotation, cellular component: mitochondrion. Lineage: Eukaryota; Fungi; Ascomycota; Saccharomycetes; Ascoideales; Ascoideaceae. Bases 1 to 1335 code for a protein of 444 amino acids. The transcript has a single exon. The record is from RefSeq and is a predicted model, not a curated record. Gene Ontology annotation, biological process: aerobic respiration. Gene Ontology annotation, molecular function: metal ion binding; metalloendopeptidase activity.